Entrophospora candida is the source of this 356-nucleotide messenger RNA. The record is from the annotation of a GenBank genome assembly. NCBI's taxonomy places the organism in Eukaryota, Fungi, Glomeromycota, Glomeromycetes, Entrophosporales, Entrophosporaceae.
AACAAAUUGAAGCUUCUAAUACCCUUGAAACUGCUAAUACCACUGAAACUGUUAAUACCAAUACAGCAACUACUAAUAGAAAUCUUAAAAAAAGAUAUUGUGCUAAACGUAUUGAUAUGAAAGCACUAAUUUUUUUGGCAGCUGUUAUGGAGUAUAUGACUGCAGAAUUACUUGAAUUAGCAGGCUAUGUGGCUCAUCACAACAAGAAAAAAUACAUUAUUCCACAACAUUUACAACUGGCAAUAAAACAUGAUAAAGAAUUUGAUAUAUUAUUAAAAGAUGUAAUAAUUCCUGAAGGUGGAGUUUUACCACAUAUUCGUGCAAAAUUGCUUCCAAACAAGAAAUAUACAAAAUGA